Messenger RNA from Bipolaris sorokiniana ND90Pr, 1212 nucleotides. RefSeq lists its product as uncharacterized. The record is from RefSeq and is a predicted model, not a curated record. NCBI's taxonomy places the organism in Eukaryota, Fungi, Ascomycota, Dothideomycetes, Pleosporales, Pleosporaceae. Bases 1 to 1212 code for a protein of 403 amino acids. Gene Ontology annotation, molecular function: O-methyltransferase activity. The transcript has 2 exons.
AUGCUUACUUUACUAGGCCAACUCCGCACCCUCACUACCAGAAUUGAAGCAUACUUGUCGCAAACCUCAAAGACUCCAGCAUCAACAGAAGACCGCGAAUUUGAUACUUUGAGGAAUGAGUACCUCGAAACUAUCAACAACACUGCACUCCAUCUGACCCAUCCGCUAGAAUACUGGUCUAGUAUUCGUGGUGCAUGCGCUGACACGGCCGUCUUUCGCUGUGCAAACGAAUUCGAACUCUUCCAACGCAUACCACUUACUGGAACAGCCACCAGUACUUCGCUUGCUGCAGCAGUGGGCGUAGAUACCGGGGUACUCACGCGGGUUCUGCGCCUGCUUUCUGCUCGAGGUUGUUUCCAAGAAGUAUCUGAGUGCACUUUCGCGCAUACACCCUUCUCGGCAUUUGUACAAGAGCAUCCUCACUUCGCAUCAUUUUUGCGCGCUACCUUUGAGGUGUUCGGUGGCUCGGCCGCUACACUUCCUGAUUCUCUUUUGGCACCCGUGGGGGAGAAUGGAGCCAGGCCUAGCGCGUUUGAGGUGCGGUUUGGGGAAGGGUGUUAUGAAUUUUGGGCUAAGCAGCCAGAGAAGUUGGCGCGGUUCCAACGUGGGCUGCAUGAACCGUUACUCUUGCAUGAGAUCAACGAAUCGUAUAAUUGGGAUGAUGUGAAGGGCACUAUUGUGGAUAUUGGAGGUGGAGAGGGCCAGGUUGCGAGGUGUCUGGCCGAACACUUCGAACAUCUCAAAUUCUUGGUUCAGGACACAUUUGUCAAGGAAGAUGUUAUCGCAGGUAUUGCCCGGGGCGGGCUAGCGGAUCGUUUGCGCUUUGAGGUUCAUGACUACUUCACGCCUCAGAAAUCGCUAGACCAAGGUGCCUUCUUCCUCAAGCACUGCUUGCACAACAAUGACGAUGAGAAUUGUGUGCGUAUCCUCAAAGCAAUCGCACCGGCAAUGGAGAGCAGCGGGCCGGAAACACGACUCAUAAUUGCCGAAAAUGUGCUUCCGGAGUGGAAUGAUACCAGCCUUUCGAGACAGCAGAGAGUAGAGCUUUUCCAAGACGAUAUCAGCAUGCUGCAGUUGUUCAAUGCGAAGAAAAGAUCUGCAGCAGAAUACCAGGAAUUGCUCCAUCAAGCAGAUCCUCGUCUUAGAAUUUUCGGGAUUCAUAGACCGCCAAGGGGCCAAUUGUGCUGUAUAGACGUACGGCUAUCUGCGUAA